AGGGAGCGCCGCGCUGGGCUGCCCUGUCCCGGGAGGGGGCCGGGCUUCGUCACCAGAUGUGACGGAAACUUUGGGGCGUCUGUGAUCUUUGCUUCAGACGGUUCCGGGACGCCGGCGGCUUCAGACGGGCAGCUGAGUGAGUGAACCCUGCUUCCUGUUUAUUGAAGACGGCAACACUCUCAGAACGAUCGCAGGCACCGUGACUCUGCCUGGUUAAGCAGCUACGAAAACCGUCAGUAUGGUUUGUUGGCAAGGUGUGUCAUUCCCAUUGCUGCUCUUGGUUUUGUUGACAAACCACAAGUGUCUAUCGCAACAUUCACAGUGCAAUUAUUCAAGCAGUUUGGACAAUAUAAUCAAUGUAACCAUCGGUCUUUCAAAAGGGCUGAAGAGCCUCAACCCAUUCUACACGGAUACAGUAGCGGAGUGUCUCAACAGCUGCUGUAGUGAUUUGCCUAAAAUAGAUGGACACCUCUGUAAUUUUAUGACAUUUGCUCCAGAGAAUAUCUCUUCCCCAAAUUGCUACCUUUUUCAUUGUCCAAACAAAGAUGCCUGCCCCAUGAUGAAUCUGAAAGGAUACACCAGCUAUGUCGUCGAUAACGAUCAAGAGUCGGAAAUGUCUGCGAUGAAAUCACAUUCCCAGAAUGGGGAAGGAUCUUCAGAUAGUGGGAUUGCAGCCGGCCUCCGAGAUUCUGGGUCUGAUCUUCCUUCCCGUCAAGGCGGCAUGACACAGUCAACAACAACCACCCAUCUCCCACUGCCCACUGUUCAAUCUAGAGCCAGGCCACUAACGGUGGUCCCCACCCUCCCACCACCCAACACGUUGCCAGCAACGCCUUCCACUGCUGCUCCUGUGACCACGACCUCUCCAUUGACAACCAGGAAGUCACCAGCAGCCACCGUCCAGAACAGUCUCUCGUUGACAUCUGCCAAGACUGUGCCAACUGGACUCCCAGUCCUACCAUCAACACCAACGAGAUCUACUGCCCUUCCCACCACUCAAUCGCUGAAGACCACCACCCUCCAAACCACCACUACUGAACCUACAAUGACCACUACUCUUCCAACUACCCUCCAAGCCAGUACCAUUCCACCUCCAAUGCCCACUACCGUUCCAACCACCCUACAUACCACCACUCCUGAACCUACAAUGAUUUCUACACUUCCAACCACCCUACAAGCCAGCACGACUAAAAUGUCCACCACCCUUCCAACCACGUUACAGACCACCACCACCACUCUAAGUACAAUGGCCACUACUCUGCCAAGCACCCUACACACCACCACUACUGAACCUACAAUGCCCACUACCCUUCCAACUACCCUCCAAACCAGCACCACUCCAACUCCAAUUCCCACUACCCUCCAAGCCAGCACCACUCCGCCUCCAAUGCCCACUACCCUUCCAACUACCCUCCAAACCAGCACCACUCCGCCUCCAAUGCCCACUACCUUUCCAACUACCCUCCAAACCAGCACCACUCCGCCUCCAAUGCCCACUACCUUUCCAACUACCCUCCAAACCAGCACCACUCCGCCUCCAAUGCCCACUACCUUUCCAACUACCCUCCAAACCAGCACCACUCCGCCUCCAAUGCCCACUACCUUUCCAACUACCCUCCAAACCAGCACCACUCCGCCUCCAAUGCCCACUACCUUUCCAACCACCCUCCAAGCCAGCACGACUGAGUCUAGAACGUCCACCACCCUUCCAACCACGUUACAGACCACCACCACUCAAAGUACAAUGGCCACCACUCCUCCCAGCCCCCUACACACCACCACACUACCAGCCGUGAUCACCACUCAUCCGACAUCAACCACCACUGCCUCAACCACCACUGCCUCAACCACCACUGCCUCAACCACUACUUCACGGACAACGUCUCCUCUCCCAGAAACACGACCGGUGACCACCAUCGUCCCACCAACAACCAUCUCGACAAGAAAGCCGAUACCACGUGCAACUCUGCAAUCUUCUGUGACCAGGGUUCCAGAGAAGAAAACUCCAUUCAUCACGAAUAUAUCUGCGGUUUCAAACAAUGCAAGUGUUAAUAAAAAGGACGGCGGGGAUCAGGAUCAACGACAGAAUGUGGGAGGUCAGGAAGAAUCAGCAGGAAAGUUUGGAGAUUCACGAAUCGGGCUGAUUGCAGCUCUAGUAUUUGGAGUAUUAUUUCUAACAAUAAUGGUUGCUAUGUUAAGUAAACAGUUAAUAGACUCCUACAAAAGAAAGGACUACACUAAAAUGGAUUUCUUAAUGAAUGGGAUGUACGUGGAGGCGUGAACUAAAAUAUUCCAACAAACAUGGAUCUGUCCCAUUAUGAACAAUCUUGGACUUUGAAGAACUCCCAAAGUAACAAAAGUCUCUGCAGUUGGAAAGGCUGACACCGUUAUUUUUAUAAUCUUCAUUGGAUGUGAACAAGAAUGUAUACGUAAUUUGAAGGGGCAUCAGUAGUAUUUUUUUAAAUCACAAUUCCCAUAGGAAAUCACUUUUAUUGAUAUGUGUGUUGGAAUUGUCAAUGUUUUUAUAACUGGGAUCUGAAUGAAUGGAAAAUUGGAACUCAUUUUUCGGGGAUGCUCGGUAGAUUUGGGGGGGAAAUCCGGAUGCUGGAUCAUCAGGUGUGGAAUUGGUCUUUAUAUUUGUGUCAGGAAUUUGGAAAGGUUGAGUGGAGCAACGCCACAGCAAGAAUGGUAGAGAGAAGUGCAGAGGUGAUGACAGACACUGGUUUUGUGGUCGGCUUGUUGGGUUAUAUCAUGGCUUGUUGGACAUUGUGGAGCAGAGGGAGAUGGAGAUGCAUUUCUGUCGGGAGCCAACUUCAAAGAGGCCGUUCCACAGUUCUUUCUGACAGUUAGUUGGCUUAAGUGAGGUUGCCGGCUCUGCUUUGUUCCCUAUCUUUCAGUCUGAAGAAGGGUUCCGACCCAAAACGUUACCUAUUCCUUUUCUCCGGAGAUGCUGCCUGAUCUGCUGAGUUACCACAAUAUUUAGUGUCUAUCUCUGGCAGAGACUGCCCUGUUGUGAAUAGCAGGGGGAUAGAUGUUGUCAUAGUUGGCAUGUUUCAUUUCAAGAAGCUGGUGUUGUGAUAUCUUCUCCUCGUCCCAGAUGUGGACAAUAGGUUGGGUGGAUUUGUGCCUGAACCCCUUCAGCACUGAGUUGUAAGGUUUCUCUGGGAGGUACUGCCUACCUCUGAGAUCUUUAAAUGUGCAGGAGGUGAAGAACAGAAUGCCAUAGGGAAUUGUUGUUUUCAAUUUAUCUUAAGAAUUUAGAUUUUGGACUCAAAUCUCAAUUCCUAAAUUUGUGGACAAAGAAUAAAAACUAAACUUGCAAAAUGAGUGAAUAAUUUACUAAAUAAAUUUCAAAAUCGGCAGCUGUGAGAAAUACUACACUACGAUACAGAAAAUGAGGAAAUCAUCUUAUUUGGAAGAAAUUAGAUGUGGCAGAGGAGUAAAGGGAUCUGGAAGUCAAGAUACAUAUAUCAAGAACAAUAAUACCCUUUAACAUGGCCAUAGACAAUCAAACUAAGCAUAUAUUUGUAGUGGCAUAGAAUCAAAAAGUAGAAUUACAGAGAAGAUUUAUGAAGAUGUUGCCACAACUCGAGGGCCUGAGCUAUAGGGAGAGGUUGAGCUGUCUAGGACUUGUCUAGGGGUGAUCUUAGAGAGUUGUAUAAAAAUAAUGAGAGGAAUAGAUCAGGUAGAUGCACAGAGUCUGUAGAAGAAUCAAGAACCAGAGGACAUGGGUUUCAGGUGAGGAGGGAACGAUUUAACAGGAAGCUGAGGGGUAAGUUUAUCACACAAAGGGUGGUAGGUGUGUGAAACGAGGAGGUAGUUGAAGCAGGUUCUGUUUAAGAAACA
Molecule: messenger RNA, 3846 nt
Organism: Amblyraja radiata (thorny skate)
Lineage: Eukaryota; Metazoa; Chordata; Chondrichthyes; Rajiformes; Rajidae
Product: MANSC domain-containing protein 1
Exons: 4
Coding region: 239-2281 (680 amino acids)
Source: RefSeq, a predicted model, not a curated record